Dermacentor andersoni is the source of this 540-nucleotide messenger RNA. The record is from RefSeq and is a predicted model, not a curated record. Lineage: Eukaryota; Metazoa; Arthropoda; Arachnida; Ixodida; Ixodidae.
AUGCCGCCCCUGCCACUUGACGAGUUUAAGAUCGUCUACCGCCCGCAAGCAGGUCUCGACCUCGCCAAAUGGAAUACCGUCACAGUCGUGCACGCCAUCGGUAGAGCGAGUGGACUAUCACAGCAGGACUUCAAUGACAAACCCUAUCCAAGCUUACUAGAAAUACUAGCCCUUGUAAAGACAGGAUCCAACCUACCGCAGCAGGCCACCGAGGCUCUCCUCCGUUACUACAAUGAGUGCUGGGAGAAAGGAGAACUGCCUGCUGUGUGGAAACACUCGGACAUCACCGUGAUCCUCAAGGCCAACAAACCUCUCAGCUUGGAGAACCCACGCCCGAUCUUCCUCAUCUCGUGCGCGGGAAAACUCUUCGAACAUAUGGUGCACGACCGCAUUACCCAGUACCUGGAAGACAACGACCACCUACCAGACACCAUGUUCGGCUUCAGGCAGCGCCUCUCAACGCAGGAUUUCGCGCUCUACUGCUACUGUCGGGCGACGUUGAAACAAAUCCGGGACCACCUAAUUUUGAUGCUGUUUUGA